Molecule: messenger RNA, 1825 nt
Organism: Fundulus heteroclitus (mummichog)
Lineage: Eukaryota; Metazoa; Chordata; Actinopteri; Cyprinodontiformes; Fundulidae
Gene: slc66a1
Product: solute carrier family 66 member 1
Exons: 8
Coding region: 136-1074 (312 amino acids)
Source: RefSeq, a predicted model, not a curated record
GAACUUGGUGCUGACUCGUCAGUCUGGCAGCGGGUCAGCUGACACCGGCGCAUCACACCGCACACUUACAAAAUACCAAGUGGGAGCCGCUUUUUACUCCGUAUUCAGCGGCGGAUUGAAGCAGCUGGCCAGACUAUGGGGAAGGGCGGAGUCUUCACACCGAGCUCGUUUGGCUUGACCGAUUCAGGAAACUUUACGUCCCUGUGUCCCAACGGCUCCCAGUGGAUCUGGGAUGGACUCGGGGAAUGUGCCCAGGACGGGAGGGACAUGGCCAGCGUCUACCUGGGCCUCCUGUCCAUCGUCUGUUUUAUGGUGUCGUCUCUCCCACAGUAUUACAGCUCCUGUAAAAAGGGGAAUAUGGACAGUGCCCUGUCCAUUUGGUUUCUGCUGCUGUGGUUGGGAGGCGAUUCCUGUAAUCUGGUGGGCUCCUUCCUGGCUGACCAGCUUCCACUUCAGACCUAUACAGCAAUUUAUUACGUCUUGGCUGACCUGGUGAUGCUGUCCAUGUACAUGUACUACAAGAUGAGACACAAAAUGGCUCAAAGCAGAAGAGUUUUGAACGCCGUGGGUGUUUCCUGCGUUCUGGGCCUCACUGCAGGUCUCACCCAGCUGCCUGUGGUUGGCCCCCAACCCCAAAGGAUUUCCUCUGGGUUCACAAGCCGCUCUUUGCUCUCAACCACUGAUUUUAGCGCCAUCAAGCCUUUUACUCCUAAAGAGAUUGUUGGUUUCUCCAUUGGGUCAGUGUCAUCAGUCCUCUACCUCUGCUCUCGGCUGCCACAAAUGUACACAAAUUUCAAGAGGAAGUCGACAGAGGGAGUGUCUUACUUCUUGUUUGCUCUCGUCAUCCUGGGGAACACUUUGUACGGUCUGAGUGUCUUACUGAAGAACCCGGAGGAGGGCCAAGGCGAGACGAGCUACCUGGUCCAUCACCUCCCCUGGCUCAUCGGAAGCCUGGGAACGCUCACCUUGGACCUGAUCAUCUCAGUACAGUUCCUCAUUUACCGCAAGGCUCCGGUUCAGAACGUGAACGGGAGCCUCGCUAAUGAAGAGACGGCGCCUCUGCUCAGGAGCUGAGCGAACAGACGGACAACGUUCUGGAGCAGCUCGCCUCCAAUCAAACUCACUUGGUCAACACACACAAACUGUAAUCUGUAGCUCAUUACUGGUUUUAUUUAUUAGGAUCUCAUUCUUGAAUGUUUACAGAUUUUCUUUUAAUCUCCAAAACACAUGUACAGGUUAAAUGCAUGUCCUAAGAUUAGCUGAUGUUUUAGCUCUUAAGUUUGUGGUCUACAGCGACGGUUGAUGGUUUCAGACGUUGGACAUUGAGCUCUGAGUUUAGCGUCAAGCAUUCUGUGAGAGGCCAGUGAUUUCUGGCAGCCUUGACCAUUCCACAGAGGUUUUCUCUGAAGUAACUUUGGUGCUUUUAGUUUUUGAACCGUUGGACAGGUGGGCUAACCACCACCGCACGGCCCUGCUCUCUGUAAAGUGGGUCAGAAUAACUCCAACUACCUGGAAUCUGUGUUUUUAAGGCUUUAGAAGAUGUAAACCAUUAGUCCAUGCCGACUCCCUUUUAACUUCCAUAAUAGCCAUGUGCCAAAAUACUGGGGAAAGAAAGUAGAUCUUUCAUGCUAAGAGCUCAUGUUUUAUAUUAAAAAAAAAUUAUUUUUUUCUUUGAUUUGCACGUUUUAUUGUCUGGUUUUGCACAUUUUGAUGUAAAAGUAGGUUUUGUAUCAGAAAUGUUAAACAUAUCUGGUUGGUCAGUGUAUUGUAAAGAAAUAAAUUGAAGGCAAUAUUUUCUCUGUGCGAUAUUGCACAAGAAUUCUUA